UUUUUGUCGGCAUGUUUUUAUUAUUUUUAAGAAAAUUUAUUUGUUUUACUUUUCUUCUUCAUAACUUUAGGAUUACUAGUAUCCAUCCGUUUAUUACCUUAUUUAACCUCCUUUUCCGGCUCUUCUACUUCGUCUCUUUAGCAGGCCGAAUUCGACAUAAUAAAUCUCUUAGCAGUUAGAUAAUUUGUUAAUAAUAAAUCACGUGGUAUGUUACGAUUUAAC
This is a messenger RNA of Rhizophagus irregularis DAOM 181602=DAOM 197198, 222 nucleotides long. The record is from RefSeq and is a predicted model, not a curated record. Lineage: Eukaryota; Fungi; Glomeromycota; Glomeromycetes; Glomerales; Glomeraceae.